Molecule: messenger RNA, 1255 nt
Organism: Gryllus bimaculatus (two-spotted cricket)
Lineage: Eukaryota; Metazoa; Arthropoda; Insecta; Orthoptera; Gryllidae
Source: the annotation of a GenBank genome assembly
AUGCCUUAUGACGGACUUUCUGUUCAGCCUCUGCAAUUGGGGAAUACCAGUGAUAUCACUAAAGAUUGUGACAGCUGGGGUGGUAAUGAUGGUGGAUUGCAAGUAACCCACAAAAUAGACAAAUGCAGUUCUGUGGCGAAUGUGAGAGUUGUGAGAUUUGUUCAGUGGCGAAUAGGCGGUUUAGUAACACCUAAAAUACUAGCAUACAUCAAUUAUGAACUAUACAUUAUAAAAAUGGGUCUUAAAGCAACGAAAUACCACAUGUCUGCUAUGGAAACGUGCUGUAAUUGGAUCAUAGUUGAUGUGCAGAUCCACAGGAAAAAUUAAUAUAAAUUGCUAUGCCUUUGAACUUGCACUGGAUCACUCACCAGGGUUUCCGAAGAAUGAGCUUCUUGCAACAAAGACAACUUUGAGUUGAUGAGAUUAAGAAGCUCCUUCAUGGUCAUUAACUCAGCAUCUUGAAGCUUCUUUAGUAAAUGAAUCCUGGUAGUAACCAGGAUUAUUUUGCUGCAGACUGUACCUACAAACAUUUGAAAGUCCAUGUCUUUGGGCAGCAUCAAAGAGAACACACAGUUAAGGUAACAGCACCAAAUGCUGACAGGUUAAGGGAAAAAUUACUCUCAACUAGCUGAUGUAGUCAAAAUAUUUACAAAAUAUUUCUUUUCAGAUUUAGUUGGAUUCUUAAUAAUUUUAAACAUUUUCCUCUAUAAUAAAUAAUUUAACAUUUCAAGACACAUUUUUUUAUAAAAGAGAAACUAAUGUUCUAAUUAAAUUUAACCUGACAGGUCAAUUGUCACCGAUUCCUAAAGUUGACAUGUGAAGAACCUAAAAAGUCAUAAAAAACAAGAAUUAAAUUCAUUAAAUGAUUUUUGUUAAUAGUUAUGAUUAAAUGUAAUGUUAAAAAGAAAACAAAAAAAACAUGAAAUCCGUUCAGACAUACAAAUUCUUUAGAUAUUGCAACUUCAGUACUUAUUUAUUACACCAAGUGUUAUAGCUGAUUUUUUGCACUCUUUUUUCUUACCUCCAUUUCCAUCUUCCACUCUUGUACCCUCAGUCUCUCGGUAUCUUUAAGUUCUUGGAAGACAGAUACAUCCAUUGGUUAAAUUAAGGAGAAUGGGAAUAUAACUUACAAGCUCAAUCCCCUUUUCUGAACAAAACUGUGAGUCGUAUAUAGUAAUGAGAAGUAUGCCCAUCUAAAUAAUACAACUACUGGCAUCUUAAUUUUGCUUUGAAGUAGCCAAAAAUAAAAUAUAUG